AAUACUGUGCGAAUUUGGUAAUUACUGGCCACAUCCUUAUCAAACUCAUAGGAAUCUUAGCAAAUAUGGUAUAUUUAUGAAGUAUAAAACAGAAAGUUUAUGCUUGAAAACAACAUAAAAGCCGCCUUUAAGGUGACGCUUGCUCGUUGGUCACGUGAGACGGGAGGUAAAGGAAGACGACAGUAAAACAUCAUCUGCACUGUCAAAAAAAUGGCAAGUUCACAUUUUAGUUUAGAUGUAUUUGUCCGUUCUAAACGUUUAUUUUUACGAAAGGUUUUUGUUAUGAUGUGCGCAAGUGUGUCUAAAGCGGAAUAGUGAUGUUAUUAAACAUUGUCCAAUAUUUGUCAGCUAUGAGGAACCAUUGGACAGAUGAGCACGCGCAGUGUUUUCUUUAAGUGUCUUUUUGUGUUGCAGACCACAGCUCUGACCCAGGGUUUGGAAAGAAUACCCGACCAGAUUGGGUAUUUGGUUAUUAGUGAAGACGGUGUUCUUGCGUCCGCAGGAGAGCUGGAGAAUGACGAGCACACGGCAGGAAUGAUCAUGCAGAUGGUCAGAACAGCUUGUCGUUUUAGGUUGCACGGGAACGCUGAGCCCCCUUUCAAACGCAUGUCAGUGAUGUUUGAAGACUAUGUUUAUGCCGUGACUAUCUCCGGACAGAAAGUUUUUGUAAUCAAAAGGCACAACAACCAAUGGGAACCUGUUAUUGUGUAGUAGAGAAAAUAAUAUGGACUGGUCCUACACACACACACACACACACAUAAUAACAAGCUCAGAAUGGUGCCCUCACGUGGAAAUGACCCAGCUAUUACAACCACCUGAUGUUUAGCGCAAUCAUCCUCUAUUACUUUUGUAAGAAUACAUUUUACUACGCAGAUUUGGGAGUUUGGUGGUCUUAGGUGUGUUUGACCUGAACCAGAGUAGGCUUGCGUGUUAUUCUUGUCCAGUUGAAAUGUCACAGGCUACAUAUGAUGUUUUUUGAUGUAUGAUUAAAAACAGACAGUCGAUGAUUUAGGCCCAUUUAUUUGAUUUAGGGCAUAUAUAAUAGAUGUACAUUUAUGUUUUAACCUAUACAAUCCAUUAACCUACAACUUCCUUGCAUAGAUGUGCAAGCAUGUUUUGAUGCUGAUCAUAACAUCAUCAUAUGAUAAUGCAGAAUUGUAAUAGACUGGAGUCAUGUAAGUACACAUGCAAGAGCCAUGGAAACCAAUAGCAUUGGGAAUAUUACACUUGGUGUUAUUGAUCAUAAUGUUUGAUGUAUAUUUUCUGAUUGAAUCAUGAGAGUGAGAGCUUGUAAUUCUCAGAGAAAAGCAGUGUCUUCAGAGCUGUCAUGAAACAAUUGUUUUCCUUUGAGCAGAAUCUAAAAUGCACUAAAUUUUCAAAUGUGUUUCAUUAACAGGAUAGAAAUCACACUUUACAAUAAUUGCUUUAACAAUAAUAUAUAUUAAAGUACUAUGCGUAUUUAAGUUUUUUUUUCUUAGUUUGUGAAACGGUAUCAUGGAAUUGUGGUAUAAGCAAUAAAUAUUCAAUACCUUAAAUGAGUUUUUAAAUGCCAUAGCCUUUACUUGAGUUAAAUGUCAUGUUCUGAUCAUUUAUUUUAUUUACUAUAAUUGUUAUCUUCACUAUGGCUUUUGAGGCUUGUGUUUUACAUUUGCAUGACAAAGUUCAGCUUUAAAGGAAUAGCUCACCCAAAAAUAAAAUAAUUAUUUUAUCAUUUCCUCA
Messenger RNA from Myxocyprinus asiaticus (Chinese sucker), 1719 nucleotides. RefSeq names its product late endosomal/lysosomal adaptor, MAPK and MTOR activator 4 (gene lamtor4). The transcript has 3 exons. The record is from RefSeq and is a predicted model, not a curated record. NCBI's taxonomy places the organism in Eukaryota, Metazoa, Chordata, Actinopteri, Cypriniformes, Catostomidae. Gene Ontology annotation, biological process: cellular response to amino acid stimulus; positive regulation of TOR signaling. Gene Ontology annotation, cellular component: Ragulator complex; lysosome. Bases 370 to 711 code for a protein of 113 amino acids. Gene Ontology annotation, molecular function: guanyl-nucleotide exchange factor activity.